GGAAAAUCCCUGAGCCUCAUCUGUGGGGCCCUCUCCUGGCUCCGGGACUUCGAGAAGAAGAAGCAGCAGCAGGAGGAGGCACGACUUCUGGCACUUGAGGAAGGUGGAGAGGAGGGGAAGAAGCGACUGACUCCAGCUGAGCCCGGACACCCAGACAGCAAAGGCGCUGCUGGGGAACCAGACUGGGUCACGGCGUUUGUGCGGAAGAAAGAAGAGCAGGACAUAGUGGACAGGCUGAAGGAAGAGCAGAUCAGGAGGAAAAAGCGAGAAGAUCGUCUUGAGAAAAUUCGCCACAAUGUGCAGUUAAAAUACGCAGCAAAGAGGAAGAGAUCUGAGGAGGAUGAGACAAAGCGCCUUCUCCAGCUUAGCAAAGAGGUUCUUUCAGAGGGAGCUGGGGCGGAUGUUCUCGAGCAGCUGGAUCACAACGAGGAGGAGCUGAUUCUUGCUGAGUACGAGAGUGAUGAAGAAAAGAAAGUGGUAUCUGGGCUGGGAGAAGAUGACGAUGAUUUGGAAGAGGAGCAUGUGACUAAGAUUUACUACUGCAGCCGCACUCACUCCCAGCUCUCCCAGUUUGUGCGUGAGGUGCAGAAAAGUCCUUUUGGCAAAGACACGCGUCUGGUCUCGCUGGGAUCCAGGCAGAACCUGUGUGUGAAUGAGGAGGUGCAACGCCUGAGAGCUCUCCAGCUCAUCAAUGACCGCUGCAUGGAGAUGCAAAAGAACAAACAUGAGAAGAAGAGUGAUGACGAGAACGAGGGGAAGAAGAGACGUGUGCGUCGCACCGUCUGCCCGUUCUAUUCCUAUGAGCAAAUGCAGUUUCUCCGCGAUGAAGUUCUAGUGGAAGUGAAGGACAUCGAGCAGUUGGUGGCUUUGGGAAGAGAGGCCAAAGCCUGCCCAUAUUAUGGGACUCUUGCCACGGCUCUCCUUCCUUGGUUGUCUAGCAGAAGACAUGCUUUCAGUGCUUCAGAGGAGAUUCAGAAGCUGGUGGUGCUGCCCUAUCAGAUGCUCCUGCAUGAGCCUACCAGGAAUGCUGCUGGCAUCAAGCUGAAGGACCAGGUCGUGAUCAUUGAUGAGGCCCACAACCUGAUAGACACCAUCACCUGUAUCCACAGUGCGGAGGUCAGUGGCUCUCAGCUUUGCUGUGCCCACUCCCAGCUGUUGCAGUACAUGGAGAGAUACAGGAAACGUUUGAAGGCAAAGAACUUGAUGUACAUUAAGCAGAUCCUGUAUUUGCUGGAGCGAUUUGUGGCCGUGCUAGGAGGUAAUGUGAACCAAAAUCCUGGCUGUCAGGCAGUUUCCCAAACAGGGACAGUGCUGAAAUCCAUCAAUGACUUUCUGUUUCAGAGCCAGAUUGACAAUAUCAACCUCUUCAAGGUAAUGCAAAUGUUGUCAUCUGCUAGGGCACAGGUGGUGCUUUUUGGGUUUGUGGAGCGAUACGGAGGCCCUGCCACAGCUGUGAAGACCAACAAGGAGAACCAGAAGUUGGGUGGUUUGCAGAACUUUCUUCUGACCCUCCAGCAGGGAUCUGAUAAGGAGGGUACCCAGAGUCCUCCCGUGGAGGCUGAGAAUGACCAGCUCCGAACUGCCUCUCCACUGAUGCAGAUUGAAGGAUUUCUCUCAGCCCUCACGAAUGCAAACCAAGAUGGCAGAGUCAUUCUCAACAGGCAAGGCACAGUUGGGCAGAGCAGCCUCAAAUUCCUCUUGCUGAACCCAGCUGUCCACUUUGCCAAGGUGGUGGAAGAAUGCCGGGCUGUAAUCAUCGCUGGGGGCACCAUGCAGCCGGUGGCUGAUUUUCGAGAGCAGCUGCUGUCCUGUGCUGGUGUGGACCCUGCACGUGUGGUGGAAUUCUCUUGUG
Molecule: messenger RNA, 1852 nt
Organism: Antrostomus carolinensis (chuck-will's-widow)
Lineage: Eukaryota; Metazoa; Chordata; Aves; Caprimulgiformes; Caprimulgidae
Gene: DDX11
Product: DEAD/H-box helicase 11
Exons: 17
Biological process (GO): establishment of sister chromatid cohesion
Cellular component (GO): nucleus
Molecular function (GO): ATP binding; DNA helicase activity; DNA binding
Source: RefSeq, a predicted model, not a curated record